Symbiodinium natans is the source of this 1221-nucleotide messenger RNA. Lineage: Eukaryota; Dinophyceae; Suessiales; Symbiodiniaceae. The record is from the annotation of a GenBank genome assembly.
AUGACGGGCGGCAUCACCAGCCACGCUGCAGUGGUUGCACGUGGCAUGGGUCGACCAUGUGUUGUGGGUGCUGCACGUGAUGCAAGAGGACCCAACGCAGGUGCAGGUGCUACCGGUGCAUGGGUGGACUUGGCCUCAGGAACUCUACGAGUUGGCGAUGUGAACGUGAAGCAGGGGGAGUUCAUCGGCAUUGAUGGAAACACGGGAGAUGUGAUGUUGGGUGAGCUCCCCACAGUGCCGCCAACUUGCUCAGUUUUGGGAAAGUCCUUCCAGACGCUGAUGAGCUGGACGGACGAGUUUCGCACCUUGCAGGUCCGCGCCAAUGCGGAGACCGUUGCGGACACUCGUCAGGCAAAGGAGUUUGGUGCAGAGGGCUUGGGACUCGUCCGCACGGAGCACAUGUUCUUUGCGGGUCGCCGCAUUGUGGCAAUGCGCCAGAUGAUCUUGGCCUCGGACCAGAGGGAACGAAAAGAAGCCUUGCACAAGCUUCUCUUCAUGCAGCGCGAGGACAUCACGGAGCUUUUUGAGAUCAUGAAUGGACUUCCGGUGACUGUCCGUUUGUUAGAUCCUCCUUUGCAUGAGUUCAUCAACAACUCUGAGACAGAGUUGUCCGCCGUAGCACGGGCAGCUGGCAUUCCGCUGGAGCGUGUGCGGCGGCGCGCCAGCGAGCUGCGCGAGUCCAACCCCAUGCUUGGACAUCGUGGCUGCCGUUUGGCCAUCACCUUCCCCGAGAUCUGCGCCAUGCAGGCGCGGGCCAUUUUUGGAGCCGCCGCGGAGGUGAAGACGUGCCAGCCAACCGUGGAGAUCAUGGUUCCCUUGGUGGCCUCUUUGGAGGAGUUCUCAACGAUUAAGGACAUCAUUGACAAGACGGCAGAAGCGGUGCAGAAGGAGGAAGGGGUGAAGUUCAAGUACCGAGUAGGAAGUAUGAUUGAGCUGCCCCGUGCUGCACUGCAAGCAGGCAGGAUCGCUGAGAAAGCAGAGUUCUUCAGCUUUGGCACCAACGACCUGACUCAGACGACUUAUGGCCUCAGCCGCGAUGAUGUGGGCACCUUCAUGGAGUCAUACAAGACCAAGGGCGUCAUGGAGGAGGAUCCUUUCGUGACCCUCGAUGAGAAAGGCGUAGGCGAGUUCAUCAAAAUCGCCAUGGAGCGUGGGCAGAAGCUUAGCAGCCCAGUGGUGCCCCUUUUUUCCUUUUUUUUUUGGUUCAGGGUUCCCUUAUAA